UGGUAAAUGGUGGGAAGUCUGUGCACCUGGACUUGGAGUCUGGCAGCACUUCCCGUGCUCGUCGUACUCAACGAUGUCCACAAUCUUUUCUUCGUCAUAUUGCUCGGUCUUGUGGGCUUUCAUUUUCCUGUCAUUUUCCGCGUCUCUCCCUUCGGUAUUCGCACAGCCCGCAACACUUCCAUUUUAUGACUGUUUCUCAGGAAGUGCAUCACAGAAACUUUCAGUUGACACAGUGUACUCGCAAAUCAUCAAUGGACAGACGCUGAAUAUCACGAUUUUGGGGAAUGCCUCCCAGGAGAUCGUUGCCUCUUCUGCUAACAGCACCAGCCUCUCUACCCUCUUUACGGAUGCCACGACACUUACCAUGAAUACCUUCAGUAAUAACUCUGCUUUAUGCGAUUCAUUACGCCCACCUUCUCCUCUGCCACCUCUCGGCACAAAUACCACAUAUUGCCCCAUCCCUGCGGGGCAAUUUGCACUCUCUGCAUCCAUACCAUUCAAUACCCAAAAUUCCUUGACAACUAUGGACACAGAACUCCGAGCUGUCGACCCGUCUGGAAAUGAGAUAUUAUGUCUUAGCGUCACAACCACACCACUUCAUCCUGGACCACUUGGUUCGCCAUAUGGCAAUGCCCACAUCAUAUUCUGGGCAACAGUCGGUCUUGCAGCAACUUAUUGGCUCAUCAUUGGUUUUGCUCGGAUCGUAUCUGCCUGGAGUCGGGGCUUUAGUAGACCCGGUCCAGGCAUCUGGCACCGGUUUGAGAGCACUGGGUUCAUUCUUGCUAGUGCUAUCAGCGGUGAGCGCUUUUCAACAUCACCUGCACUGAUGAGAUUUUGCUCCCCAUCGUUGCGUGAUAUCAUCUUUCACACUCAGUGGUGUGCAGCACUAGCUAUGGUUGCUGUCCAGUGGCCGCCUUUCAUUUAUCCCCUACUUUCCCAAACUGCUUGGGCAUCGCUGACGUACAACAUCACAUUGAACGCACAUUCCACGCACUGGAAUCCGCUGAAUGUCCAACCGUAUAACCCACCAUCAGACUUCGCCGAUCAGUUGGCCGAUCCGUCUUCCGUUAUCUACGUUGACCAGUCGAUUCCGAACACAAUUUUCCUACUUCCACCGAACACUACCACAGGGAUGCAAUCCUUUGCAUGGAGUGUUGGAGUGCAACCUCAAGAUCUCUUUACAAUCUGCUUAACCCUGUUCUUGGCCAUUAUAGCCGGGACAAUCUUGCUCAGUCUGUUCCUGUGGAUAGUAGAUUGGGUAUUUUCACGGCGACCGUCAGGCAAUUUACCGACAUCUGCUGCACUCACAGUCGCAACAAGCAAGGGUCAAAUUCGACGACUUUCGGCGGGAAGUAAGGACAUGCUCGACACAAGUGGAGAUGAGAGCAGAUCAUCAACCGGAUUUGGCCACAACUAUACCUUGCUCAGGAGACGCUUGUUUCGACCGGAAGUCAGCUCUUUUCACUCUAGCGUGCUCAUAGGAAACCUUGUGCGCGUUCUUGUCCUUUUUCAUUUACCUGUCACCAUAUUCUCGUGCUACGAAUUUUCAGCAGGAAGCUCAGCGUCCUCAACAGCCCUUGGUGCUCUCUCAUUCGCUCUCUUCUCCGUGAUCGCUCCUUCUCUUCUGCUCCUGCGGCUAGGCCGGACAUCAACAACCAAAUUAUAUGACGAAACACGCACUCUUCUUGCGUUAGGUCCACUUUACAAUCACUACCGUCAGAACUCGCAGCUUUUCUCAAGCUUGCUUUUCCUGUCCAACCUCGUCCUCGGUGUGACUAUAGGAUGCGGACAGCACAGUGGAACAGCACAAGCAAUUAUAAUUUUGGUGGCAGAAGUUGUUAGCGCUUUGGUCACGAGCGUUUGGUUACCAUGGGGUGCAGGAGCAGGCAUGGGCCUCAUCAGCUUCUUAUUUUGUGUUGCACGUAUCGUGGUUGCUGUGUUGCUAGUGAUUUUAACGCCAACAAUUUCAAUUGGCGCAGGCGCAGGCGGUUGGGUAGCCUAUGGCAUACUGAUCGUCCUUUGCCUUGUUUAUCUUGCGUUGUUCUUGAUUCUUGUCAUCAAGGUCAUUGAAGCUGUCGUGCGCAUUCUUGGUCAGAUCGGCUUUGAUCACUCCAGGCGGCCAGUCGAUAGCGGAUUGAUCGGUGUGCUUUCUCUUCUCGGAUGUUGCGGGCCACGGAGAGGUGGUCGCGAACGAAGACACUACAAAGCCACUGAAGUACGACAUUCACCUGUCGCUCGAGACUCUUUCACUGCACAUGAUUCAUCUUCCUAUGCACCACCCAACGCAUCUUUCGCACAGAAAGACAAAGGUUCCAGCUCCUCUCAUCAUUCUGGUGGACCCCCACCGUCAGUAUUGCGACCCGAGCAUGCUCUGCAGCCUUACAGAGAAGACAGCGAUGACGAUGCAGAAAGUGGUUAUAUCAUGGGCGCGUGGCAGCCAUUCCCAGGACCAGGUCCCCGCAGCUCAUACGACCGCACAUCGACUAGCUCACCUCCCCAACACUCCAAUUCAGGUUUUUCCCGCAUCGGUGGUGGUCGCGCCCACUAUGACUCACCGUACGCGAUUGCCAACGAGACUGGGGGGAGCUCAACUUUCACGUUCCCUAGCAUGGAACGCAAGGGUAGUGGACCUGUUGGGACACCGACGAAGACGAUCCAUGACGAUGAAGAACUACCCACCCCAACUACUUCCAUAGCGAAUGUUGCGCGUCUUCCUGCACUUACGAACUCUGGACUACCUGCUGGAGCAAUGCUGCCACACGUGCGCACGAAGAGUCAAACAGCAGUUAUUAUUGGAGAUAUAGCUGCAUUAAGUGCAACGCCUGUAAAUGCUCCCCAACAGGAGGAGCAUCCUUCGAUGGCGACCAAGACGAAUAGCGGGGAAUCGAGCAGUGAUCCUGACCAACCAAAGAAGAGACAUUGGUACAACAUUCGAAGGAAUCGCAGGCAUAGUGAGGGGGAUCGACUGGACAGUGUGGUGAGUGAAGUGGAGCCUGAAGGUAGUUCACCUCCCAAGGAUUCUGGAAAGUCGUUUGUCGUAAUUCGGGCACGGAAACCUCAGUCAUCACAACCCGAUACUCAUCCACAAAUUCACAAGGUUAGAUACUCAAUGGACGAAACUGGAGGAGGACCUUCUUCGCAAGUGAAAUCUCGGAAGCCAUGAAUUGAUAUUAUAAUGUGCAUAGACACCCUUUUAUACUUUUCUCUUACAUUGUUCUGCUUGACAUCUAUGACGUACCGCCCCGGGAUUCUUAUAGUACGAUAUCUCUUGCACGUGUAAUUCUUACUGCACUCGUGGGUCUCAACAUUUGCUCCACACUACUUUGUGUUACAGUAGUAUGUACGAUUACAGUACCUUGGACUUGAUGCAUGCAUGC
Molecule: messenger RNA, 3377 nt
Organism: Suillus subaureus
Lineage: Eukaryota; Fungi; Basidiomycota; Agaricomycetes; Boletales; Suillaceae
Exons: 6
Coding region: 74-3163 (1029 amino acids)
Biological process (GO): transmembrane transport
Source: RefSeq, a predicted model, not a curated record